This is a messenger RNA of Rhipicephalus sanguineus (brown dog tick), 3172 nucleotides long. Its product is annotated as mitochondrial glycine transporter A. Gene Ontology annotation, biological process: glycine import into mitochondrion. The record is from RefSeq and is a predicted model, not a curated record. Bases 250 to 1134 code for a protein of 294 amino acids. Gene Ontology annotation, molecular function: glycine transmembrane transporter activity. NCBI's taxonomy places the organism in Eukaryota, Metazoa, Arthropoda, Arachnida, Ixodida, Ixodidae. The transcript is spliced from 11 exons. Gene Ontology annotation, cellular component: mitochondrion; mitochondrial inner membrane.
UGGUGUGCUGCGCUGUGCCUCGAACGUCGUCGUUGCCGUCCGACUCGACCUACCUAUCCUUUCUGCGGACGUCGCGAGCCUCCCUCGACGUCUGGGCAGCCGUCUGGCGCGUCUUAUCGCUAACGCUGCGGCGUCUCCCCCGGGGAGUCGACCAAUGGGCGUGCGACUCGGACGAUGACGACUCGCUACGCGCCGAUAAGCGCUCUUAUCUCGCCUUGAAAAAACGCUUUUGACGGCCGGCGCGCCUUCAUGCGCCAGUCUGGCACCGAGGAGCGCAGCGAAAGCAAGUCAAUGGCAGACUUCGUCAUCAGCUCACCACUCGUCAAGUCAUUCCUUGCCGGCUCACUCAGUGGAACAUGCUCCACACUACUGUUCCAGCCAUUAGACUUGCUCAAGACCAGACUACAGCAACCACAAAUUCCUGGGGAAACUUCAAGAGUGGGUAUGCUGAAACAUGUCGCCUAUGUCAUCAAAAACGAGAGAGUCUUCGGUCUGUGGAAAGGCACAGUUCCUUCCAUUGUUCGCUGCGUUCCUGGAGUUGGAUUGUACUUCUGCACCCUUCAUUUUCUCAAAACAAGCCUCCACCUUGACAACCCGAGCUCGAGUGAAGCCAUGUUCCUCGGUGCCAGCGCCCGGGCUAUAUGUGGUGUCGUGCUGCUGCCGGUCACAGUUAUCAAGACAAGAUUUGAGAGCGAGGUGUACCACUACAGGACCAUGAGUGAGGCCACCAGAGACAUCUACAGAACAAGCGGCUUGCGAGGUCUUUACUCCGGUCUCGUUCCGACUUUGGUUCGGGACGCUCCGUACUCGGGUAUCUACCUCGUCUUCUACGUCCAGGCAAAGCACUUCGUCCCUGAAAGAGUGAGGGAAGGGAGCCACCUGGUGGCCGCCAACUUCACGUGCGGCGUGGUUGCAGGCCUUCUCGCCUCGGUGGUCACGCAGCCGGCCGACGUGAUCAAGACCCACAUGCAGUUGCAGCCGGCCAAGUUCCGAAGCAUCCUCACCUCCAUCCUCCUAAUUGCCAAGGAGGAAGGCAUGGUGGGAUAUUUCCGUGGACUGGUACCGAGGAUGCUGCGAAGGACACUGGUUACCGCCAUGGCCUGGUCAUUCUACGAACAGGCUGUGACUACGUGACACCUGCUUACGCCAUGGCAUUGUUCUUGUCUGUGUUGUGUGGUUACCAAAGGAUUCAUCAAGAAGUGAACCAAGAAACGAGUCUUUCAGUGCGCCGUAAACAAAAAGAAAGAUGGUCGUCUCACGAUCUUUCGUCCAAGCGAUGACAAUCCCGUGCGACACCGCGGUGUAUAGAAGGCCAGAUUAGAUUCCCUGUGGAAUCCCCAAUACACACUCGAAUACCUUGCUGUACAUACAUCUCCCACUGUUUGUUACUCAGUCUAGUCAUUUGUGCUUUAAGUUUCAGUCUAAAAGCCGUCACUUCAUCCAAGCAGUGUUGAGUAGCAUCUGUGAUUCAAUUUAACACUCUAAAAAUGGCUGCACAGUUUGGGAUGUCAUUCUGUCACACAACAAAAAACGUUGCUCGCGUUUUCCUUUCUUGAAAACCCAGUGGUCGCUACUUUCCUUCUAAUAAUUCUACAUGGUUCGAAAAUAGACGUGCUGUUCGUCAAUUAGAGCUGUGGCGUGCGUGGCAUUAAGGCAAGGAAAGACGCAACAUAGAUGAUUGUCAUUAUGUGAUAGAAAUACGUCCUAGAGCGUGCAACUCUUUUUAGAAUAAACGCGGUUCAUGGCGAGAUGGCUUGUUAGUUCCUGAAGUGGUUUUUGAGAGUUUUGGUGGCUUGUAUUGACGUGUUUCAUGUUUGUUCGAAUGACCUUGCCUCGUGUGUAACGAGUCCCUUCGCUUCUUUGUUUUCAUGGCUUUGCUAUGAAGCGGCCGACUUAAUUGCUUGGUCAUAUGCAAAUCACAGUGAUGAAUCGUUUGCCAGCCGUGAAAAUUGCUGUUCCUGAAGCUAUGGUUUUUGUACCGCCGUAGUGGCCACAAUUAUGCUUACACGGGCUUGAUGGGGAACAUGAACUGAGCGUUUUGUAAUGGUUCCUUCGUCUGCUGAACACGAACGUGUUCAAGCAAUGCUUUCCUUUCUUGUUCUCUACAACUAAGCACACCUUGAUGCACGGGGGUUGAAUUAGUCGUUAAAGUGUGAUCUGUGCCUGUACUUUUGCUGUUUAAAAAUGCCUUACUGCAAGAGCUUUUGGAAUGCGGUGAAGUAAGAACCCAAAUUUUACGUCGAGCUGAAUCAAGUUCAGUAUGUGUUGUUCUACAUUACAGUCACGAUUGCAUGAGACUAUCGGUAACUGAUGUGUUUCAUGAACAUUCGUGGCGCUUAAAAACAUAAUGCUGCCCCAGCCAUGAUUUGCCAUUUCAGCUACUAUAUCGUGCGUCGGCCACGUUUAGUGCGAGUCACUAGAGCACUUUCUUUUUUUCAAAUCCUAGCAGGUUGUUUGUGUUCAGAGCAUCACUGCUGCCUUGUUCGGGCUGCACUUCAUCUAUGAGUUUAGCCCAUCGUAGACUAAAUGAUUUCUAAAAAAAGUUCCUUGAUUUAGGAAUCAGCAGGUUGUACCACUCUAUGAAUUGAGCCGGAAGGCAGGUUAGUGAAAUGCAUUCAGAGGAAAAUGCAACAUUGUUUCGCUCUUCAAUUUAUCUAAAAAGAAAAGAACCAAACAUGGGUCGUUUGUAAGGUGCAAUAUCAUUUCAAUUUCAUGUGAAAGUGCAGUUGUGCAAGAGUGGCCUGUGACGCAGUUUUGCAGCUUGCGCACUGCAGCCGUUUCUGGCGUCCUCUAUGCAGUUGUUUUCAUUGCAUGUACCUAACUAUAUCAACACUCUUUUCUUUGUACAAAGUUUAUUUUUUCACAUCUUUUCAUAACAUUUUGUACAGGUGGAAGUAUGAUCUUUUCAUAACAUCAACUGGCUCUGAAGAAGUGGACGUGUCCGAUUUGUUGCCUGAGUGGCUUGUUGUUAACUCGAUAUAAUCGGCGGAGGUCGCGGAACUAGCGCUAAACUUGCAUGUAGCAGAGAUUACAUCAAGCGCUCAUUUUCUCUGAUUAGCGGCCUGUGCCUUUGGACACUAUUAUCGGAGCUAUUUUAUGUAUUGUUAGUGAUACUGUCAAACGCGAAUGUAUUUUGUAGAUAUGUGUCAAAAUAAAUAGUUUUUUAAUCGUA